AUGUCCUACAGCGCAUCACAGUUCGAGGGCAUCACUGACGCGAUAUAUCGCAGCAACGGCAAGAAAAUCCCAAAGGAUCAGGAGGAGCUAUUGGCCAAGGACGGAUCAUGGAUUCACCAACUAAGAAAAAGGACUCAUGGCGCGGUCAAUGUACCUAACCACGUGCUCCAAACCGUAACGGCAGCGCACGAAGUGCUUGUCAGGCAGACGGCCAGCAACACAGUACCACCUGCCAAGAAUUCAAGUCUGGAGGUGGUAAAAUCCUUGCAGACCUGCAGUACACAUGCCUCUUCUCCAGUUGCUUCUUCUCCAGCAGCUUCUUCUCCAGCAGCUUCUUCUCCAGCAGCUUCUUCUCCAGCCGCUUCUUCUCCAGAACGCCUUGUUUCUCAAUGGUCGGCGUCGCCACCUGACCAUCACCCGAGACACGAUGACAUGCCUGAGUCAUCACUCAUCGAAGAAACACCCCAUCCACAGCACCUUCGAGCAGCAUUUCGCAGGACUCCAUUAGAGCCGAAGAGGCCCCCCGAUCCGGUGCCAAAGUCAAGCCUGGAAGAGGAGGAGGAAAUGGACGUGCAGGUGCCGUACGCUGAGAAUGACCAAGACGAGGACAUGACUCAAGAUCGCUACCAGUACCCUUACCAACGUCCCAGUCAACGGAUUCAAAACAAAAUUGCGCAAAUGACAAACACGCCACCGUGUGCACAGCCAGAUCCUGGCAUCGUUCCAGCAACUGUCAAUGCGGAGGUAGCGAAAAGGCCGGGAGAAGUUAAAAGACAGCGGCCAGUCAAAAGAUUCAAGCCCAUACAACUCGACGAUGGUCCAAUCAAUCCCAGGGGAGACGGUAUGACUAUAAGAGGUAGUCGUAUGCAAUCGUUGAAACACCUCCAGGUCACAGAGACACAAGAUACGGUUGCGUCUAGCUCUGUUGUGGCCGCGACCCUAACGCAGACGCAAACUCAAAAUGCGGCAAAUACAACUAAAGAGACGAACUCGGAUGUGUUUGAAGAGGAAGAGGCGCAACCGUUCUCUCGGCAACUUCUGGGCGUGGUCGCAAGAUCACAAAUUUCGGAUGACAAGGCGAGCAGGAGGAAUUCUCAGAAUUAUACAUCGACACCUCUCGCUGAGUUCACCGCCGCCUACCCAGACUAUUGGGAGUUGUAUAAAGGAACACAGCUGAACUUUGUUAGAGCCUGUAUGUGUCUUGAAUGGCUACGAGGCGAGCGUGCUCUACGAGACUACCUAUACGACGACUUCAUUCGUCUAUUCUCAUACAAAUUUCUGGACUACGUUAAUAACGCAGGACCAGGCCAGGAGCCACUGCCAGCCAUUGAAUGGUACAAUAUUCAAAGUGGCGAGCCACUGUAUGAUCGACAUGUCAUCAAAAAUGAUAGCCUCGAUCGUGUGUUGGCAUUUUAUAAGGAGGAGGUUGUCUUGAUUCGGAAUCUCACGACGCAACAGGAAGAAGAGGAGCAGGAGCAGCAGGGGCAAAAUGAAACGACAGAGUCUGUGGUUUCGUCAAGAUCGACAAAGCCGGAGCUAGCAUCGCCCACGCCACCGCCAGAAGAAGUACGGGAUUUGAAGAGAGUGGAUUCGCGGAAAACAGAAAUUGCAGACAGCGUCGUGGUGAAGAAGAGGGAACUACCUUUGGGCAAGUCCAAGCAUGAACGGUCCAUUGCACAGUCUGCUUCUCCCAGUAUCAGCCUCGGUGAGAGAAGAAUCACUCCAGCACCGACAUCAGCGUUGUCUGUGGCAGACUCGGCCCCCAGUCCACGCGAAGCAUCACCGCAACUAGGCAGCAGGAUAUUUCCAGUCGCUCCGCCGUCCUCAAUGAGAUCCAACGCGCCUCGGCUUGCGACGAGGCAGGCGUCUACAGGCGAGGACGCGGCGCAGAAGAGGAAGGACAGGAUGCAGGCAGCCAUGCGGAAGAGGGCCUCGAACGGCGCUCGUAGCUUGAGCAGCAGAGCAGGGUCUGCAGUGUAG
Messenger RNA from Cordyceps militaris CM01, 1980 nucleotides. RefSeq lists its product as uncharacterized. The record is from RefSeq and is a predicted model, not a curated record. NCBI's taxonomy places the organism in Eukaryota, Fungi, Ascomycota, Sordariomycetes, Hypocreales, Cordycipitaceae. The transcript is spliced from 2 exons. Bases 1 to 1980 code for a protein of 659 amino acids.